ACCCUUGACUGGAGCGGAAGCCAUGUUUGUUGUCCUUCCUUCUGCCGCUCAGGAACGUUCGGGCAAAGAACGUCAGAGAGUUCUGUCUGCAUGUCUUUGACAAUAUUAUCACAACAUUUUCUCUACCAUCCCCCGAAUGCAGCUUAACAGGCAUGCCAAAGGAAAAAUAUGAUCCUCCUGAUCCACGCAGAUUAUACACCAUCAUGUCUGCCGAGGAGGCGGCCAAUGGGAAGAAGUCACACUGGGCUGAGUUAGAGAUAUCUGGUCGGGUCAGGAACCUGAGCAGUUCUCUCUGGAAUCUGACCCAUCUGACUGCGCUGCACAUCAAUAACAACAACCUUAGCCGGAUCCCGCCCGAAAUCGCCAAGCUCCCCAACCUGGUCUACCUGAACCUGUCCUCCAACAAACUCCGCAGCCUGCCAGCAGAACUCGGCAACAUGGUGUCUCUCAGGGAAUUGCUUUUGAACAACAACUGUUUACGAGUUUUGCCUUAUGAACUUGGACGGCUGUUCCAGUUACAAACCUUAGGUCUCAAAGGUAACCCUUUGUCCCAAGACAUUCUCAAUCUUUACCAGGAGCCUGACGGUACCAGAAAGCUACUGAACUACAUGCUUGACAAUCUAGCAGUCCACCCAGAACAACUCCCCCAAAGACCUUGGAUCACACUGAAAGAGCGAGACCAGAUGAUGCCCACAGCCGUGUUCACGGUCAUGUGCUACAAUGUGCUGUGUGAUAAGUAUGCUACCAGGCAACUGUAUGGCUACUGUCCCUCCUGGGCCCUGAACUGGGAGUACAGGAAGAAAGGCAUCAUGGAAGAGAUCACUAACUGCGAUGCUGACAUCAUCAGCCUGCAGGAGGUGGAGACGGAACAGUACUACACCUUCUUUCUGGAAACGCUGAAAGAUCGUGGGUAUGACGGGUAUUUCUGUCCAAAGUCUCGUGCCAAACUGGUCUCAGAACAGGAACGAAAACAUGUGGAUGGCUGCGCUGUGUUCUUCAAGACUGAGAAAUUUUCCUUGGUGCAGAAACACACAGUGGAGUUCAAUCAAGUUGCCAUGGCAAACUCUGAGGGUUCCGAGGUCAUGUUGAACCGAGUGAUGACGAAAGACAACAUCGGCGUGGCGGUUUUGUUGGAGGUGAAGAAAGAUCUGUUUUCCAGUGGUGUGAAGCCUCCUGCAGAGAAACAGCUCCUCCUAGUGGCCAAUGCCCACAUGCAUUGGGAUCCAGAGUACUGUGAUGUGAAGCUAAUCCAAACCAUGAUGUUUCUGUCAGAGCUGAAGAGCAUCGCCGAGAGAGCCUCCGAGUCAACGGGCUCUGCGUCCCCGACUUCUGACCCCUGCUCCAUACCCAUCGUCCUGUGUGCCGACCUCAACUCCCUUCCUGACUCUGGUGUGGUGGAAUACCUGAGUAAUGGCGGCGUGGCGGAGAAUCACAAAGACUUCAAAGAGCUACGAUACAGCGAGUGUCUCACCAACUUUAGCUGCAACGGCAAAAACGGCAAGGGAGACGGCAGCAUCACACACAGCUUCCAGCUGAAGAGCGCUUACGAGAACAGCUUAAUGCCUUACACCAACUACACUUACGACUUCAAGGGCGUGAUCGACUACAUUUUCUUCUCCAAGACUCAUAUGAGUGUUCUCGGGCUGCUGGGCCCACUGGAAACACAGUGGCUGAUGGACAACAAUAUCAUUGGCUGCCCCCACCCACACAUCCCCUCUGACCACUUCUCCCUGUUGGCCCAGCUGGAGUACCACCCCCCUCUGCCCCACCUCAACGGGCUGCACCUGCCCGUCCACAGGUAGUGCAGCCCCCUAACAGAACCCCACCCCUUCCCUCUGUUAAAGGACCAGAACAUGUCUCAAAGUCGAACAAAUACACGCACAGGCACACACACACACACAUACACACACACACACACACACACACACCUAGGAGUGAAGCAUUCACCUGAUGCUCCUUUUUUAACCUUUGCACAAGACUGUAUUACUUUUCCACUUGAAAAGCUUAAUACCAAAUUAGGGUUGGGAUUCUUGGCACUAUUGAUGGGGGCGCCAGCAUCGGAGAGAUUUCAUAUCAUCCAAAUCCAAGUGUCAAUAUUCUGUCCUGAGACCUGCACAGCUGGCCGAAUGUCAUUUCUAAAACAGAUAAAUAUACAUAAAUAAAAAGAUAAACACGUGUAUAUAUAUAUAUAUAUACAGAGAAAGUUUGAUCAUGUGAUAGUUGUACAGGUGGAAACAGACUUGAUAUGUCAUUAUAGUGGAAGCAGGUUGGCCAACUUCAAAAAUACCGAAGAAAAACUUUGUCUUUUAAUAUUAGAAAUACGUUUUUCGUACAUCCUCCCUGUGUGCAUCGUGGUUUUCUUUUUUUUUUGGAAAAUGACUUUACUCAUACAGGAAAUCAGACACAAGAUUAACCAAUUUCUAACAUUUAUAAAUUACAUUCAGACUUUGUUAUGUUUCCUUAUUGUAUAUUGAGCAAUUACUAUGUCUGGUGCUUUACAAACACAAGUUCCAGCUGUCAUUUGAUUUUGGUUCUGUUUUUGGGAGGGGUUGUGGGUGGGGUUUAACACAGGGACGUUUUAAUAUUGAGAAACAGUGUUAAUUAUAGCAAUGUGACUGCAUCAUUUCAAAUCUAAAUCUCUUUGUAACGAAAAGAAAACAAACAAACAGUCUUUUCCGUGUAAUGUUGGAUAUUAUGGAAAACUUGGUAUUGGUCCAAUUCCUCUGUGGAAGCCCAUUAAAGAGGAUCCCAGCCCUGCAAAUGAAACCAA
Molecule: messenger RNA, 2770 nt
Organism: Chanos chanos (milkfish)
Lineage: Eukaryota; Metazoa; Chordata; Actinopteri; Gonorynchiformes; Chanidae
Gene: cnot6l
Product: CCR4-NOT transcription complex, subunit 6-like
Exons: 12
Coding region: 153-1802 (549 amino acids)
Molecular function (GO): protein binding; poly(A)-specific ribonuclease activity
Source: RefSeq, a predicted model, not a curated record